AUGAAUUUCACAGAAGCUAUGAAUGUUGUGCACAACAGAAUCCAUCAACUUGAACCAGAGAAUGCAUCGAAGAUCAUAGGUUAUCUCUUGUUGAUGCAAGAUCAAAACGACCGUGACAUGAUACGUCUCGCAUUCUGUCCAGAUUCGGUGAUGCGUUCUAUGAUCAACUGUGUUAAAUGUGAAUUGGCUAAAAACUCUCAUUACAAUAACAUCCCUUCUUCUGAUCACAUUCAAAUCCGUAAAUUCGGAUCAUUAUCCGGUUCAUCAAACCAAUCUCUUUUGGUUUCUGCCUCUCCUCCUUCGGUUCUCUCUAUGGGAACAAGUUUUUGGGAGAAUACAAACGAUAUGGAUUCAUCAUUGAAAGACAAUGUUCAGUACUUCUUGGAUUUUGAGGAUUCUGUGACCAGUCCUGAAUUCUCAACUAGUUUCUUCUCUCAGAAGAAACAGAGUUUGUCUUUAAGAACUAGUCGAAGAUCACUGAGUUUACCAGAGUUUCCUCUCAAAAUCUGCCAUUACUUCAACAAAGGAUUCUGCAAACACGGCAACAACUGUCACAACAACCUAAGCGACGAAGAGCAUGUUGUUUCCCCUGGAUCACUUGAGAAGCUAGAAAGAGAGAUCAUUGAGCUGCUUAAAUCAAGAAGAGGUGCUCCAAUUUCCAUAGCAUUUUUGCCAAUGAUGUACCACGAGAAGUAUGGUAGGAGUCUUCAAGCUGAAGGAUAUCUCACAGAGUCACAAAGACAUGGCAAAGCUGGUUUUAGCCUCACCAAGCUUCUUGCUCGCUUAAAGAACACCAUCCGCCUCAUCGACAGGCCUCAUGGACAACAUUCAGUUAUACUAGCUGAAGAUGUAUCAAAGUUUGUGGAAUAUACGGGAGAGAGAAGCGAACAUGGAGCAAUCUUAGCUGGUUCAAGGCAGGUUUACUUGACAUUUCCGGCAGAGAGUAGUUUCACUGAACAUGACGUUUCAAACUACUUCUCUGAAGUUGGACCAGUGGAAGAUGUAAGAAUUCCAUGUCAACAAAAGAGAAUGUAUGGAUUUGUAACUUUUGUUUAUAUGGAAACCGUCAAACGCAUUCUUGCUAAAGCAAUCCUCAUUUCAUAUGCGGAGCACGUGUUCUCGUCAAGCCUUACCGAGCAUAAUUAG
Arabidopsis thaliana (thale cress) is the source of this 1146-nucleotide messenger RNA. RefSeq names its product Zinc finger (CCCH-type) family protein / RNA recognition motif (RRM)-containing protein. Lineage: Eukaryota; Viridiplantae; Streptophyta; Magnoliopsida; Brassicales; Brassicaceae. Bases 1 to 1146 code for a protein of 381 amino acids. Gene Ontology annotation, molecular function: nucleic acid binding; RNA binding; metal ion binding. The record is from RefSeq and is marked reviewed. The transcript has 3 exons.